Molecule: messenger RNA, 1052 nt
Organism: Tachyglossus aculeatus (Australian echidna)
Lineage: Eukaryota; Metazoa; Chordata; Mammalia; Monotremata; Tachyglossidae
Gene: ARGLU1
Product: arginine and glutamate rich 1
Exons: 4
Coding region: 65-943 (292 amino acids)
Cellular component (GO): mitochondrion; nucleoplasm
Molecular function (GO): cadherin binding
Source: RefSeq, a predicted model, not a curated record
CGGCCGAGGCCGGUCCGGAGGCGCGUGGCCGGCGGGCGGCGUGGCCGAGGGCGGGGUCGGCGGGAUGGGCCGGUCCCGGAGCCGCAGCUCGUCCCGCUCCAAGCACGCGAAGAGCGGCAAGCACAACAAGAAGCGGAGCCGCUCGCGCUCGCGCUCCCGGGACAAGGAGCGGGUCCGCAAGCGCUCCAAGUCCCGCGAGAGCAAGCGGGCCCGGCGGCGGGAGUCCCGCUCGCGCUCGCGCUCCGCCACGGCGGCCGCCUCCCGGCGCGAGCGCGACCGCGAGCGCGAGCGGGACCGCGACCGGGAGCGCGACCGCGAGCGCGAGCGCGACCGGGACCGCGCCGCCGCCUCCCCCCCGGACCGCAUCGACAUCUUCGGCCGCACCGUCAGCAAGCGCGGCGGCCUCGACGACAAGCAGAAGCGGGAGGACGACGAGAAGAAGGCCGAGUUCGAGCGACAGCGGAAGAUUCGGCAGCAGGAAAUUGAAGAGAAGCUCAUUGAAGAAGAGACGGCCCGAAGAGUAGAAGAACUCGUGGCCAAACGAGUAGAAGAAGAAUUGGAGAAACGGAAAGAUGAAAUUGAGCGAGAAGUUCUCCGCAGGGUGGAGGAAGCUAAGCGCAUCAUGGAAAAGCAGUUGCUCGAAGAACUCGAGCGACAGCGACAAGCUGAGCUUGCGGCACAAAAAGCUAGAGAGGAGGAAGAGCGUGCAAAGCGUGAGGAACUAGAGCGAAUAUUGGAAGAAAAUAACCGAAAAAUUGCAGAAGCACAAGCCAAACUGGCUGAAGAACAGUUGAGAAUUGUUGAAGAACAAAGAAAGAUUCAUGAGGAGAGGAUGAAACUAGAACAAGAGAGACAGCGUCAACAAAAAGAAGAGCAAAAAAUGAUCCUGGGCAAGGGAAAAUCAAGACCAAAACUGUCCUUCCAACUAAAAAGCCAGGAUUAAAUCACAAACUCUGAACUUUUUACAAAGAGAAAUGGAAAAACUUUGUAUGGUAGCUUCAUGUUGAAGUGUUUUGGGGUUUUUUUUUUUUUUUCCUGGGGGCGGGCAGGGA